AUGACGCUAAAUUUGAAGUAUUCCCCAGCCUGGAGCUUCCAAGGAAGGUACAAGUUGAGACAAAAUCGUGAAUCUCCAGGACCUGGAGCUUAUGAGAUGUAUUCUCCUAAAUCCUCGCCAAAAUAUAGAAUUGGAACAGCUUCUCGUAUAACUAGAAGUAGUUACCUAUCCAAAUCUCCAGGGCCAGGAGCUUAUGACCCCAAACCUACUUUUUCAAGCACAGGCCUGCUACUUGGUACUGGAAAACGUAGCCCUCUAAGCCCCAAACAGCUGACGCCAGGCCCUGGAGCUUACGAAGUCAACGGAAGUUACCAUGGACCAAGAUUUACAAUGCGAGGAAAAACUCGGCUGUUUCAAAAAGACGCAGUCCCAGGCCCAGGCCAAUACAACCCCAAAAAGCCUGACACAGCCCCUUCCUACUCUUUAGGUUCAGCCGGCAAAUCUUCCUACAUAAAAAUCGAAAAAGACCUCCCAGGUCCCGGAAUGUACGAUUCCAAGGUAAAAACUUCAACCCCAAGCUGAACCUUUAGAAGUGAAAGAUGAUUAAAGCGAGAGCAAAUAGUCCUCCCAGGGCCAGGAAGUUAUGAAAUCCCAACCACAGUGGGUGCUAUAUCAAAAUAUGCAAUGAGCCCAUAA
Blepharisma stoltei is the source of this 636-nucleotide messenger RNA. NCBI's taxonomy places the organism in Eukaryota, Ciliophora, Heterotrichea, Heterotrichida, Blepharismidae. The record is from the annotation of a GenBank genome assembly.